AUGAAGCGCGGUGCGCUCAUCCUUUCGUUUGUCCCCUUUGCCUUCGCGUGUGUCAGCCCAGGUAGCCACGCCUGUGCAUCAACCUAUUCAGCUUCCUCUACUGCAGCUUCUAGCUUCUGUGCCACCUUCACGGCAAGCAUGAUCACAGCAACCACGGGCAUCCCUGAGGCCUUUCUUAGCAACUGCGACUCUAGCACGAUAUAUUUAUCCAGUGCAUGCAGCUACCUAGGUACUGCUGCAGCCCCAACCGUUGCAGCUUCAUCCAAUGUGAUCCCCGUCUAUCCUACGUCAGUAGUUCCUACUUCUGCGCCUUCUGCUCUCGUGACGAACACUGCCCAUAUUGCCAAAGUCGCAAAGGCUGCUACAUCUUCUGCUGCAGAGAUACCCACUUCAGAUUCGGUACCAACAGCCAGCUCAUCCUUUGCUGGCAAUGGGGGCAUGACCUGCACCGUCUCUGAGUACGCUGCGAUCUCGUCCGCUGUCGCCACACUUGAACUCCACAGCCUGUGGACAGGUGCUGCAGUGAUCUUCGCUAGGAAGACCACAUCCGGUGAUACUGUGGAUAGUGGCUUCGAUCCUAUUGUUAUCUCUGGCACCAGCGUUACCAUCACCGGUGCUAAUGGUCACGUCAUUGAUGGCAAUGGCUUACUCAUAUUUCUUAGGCCGGACCACUUCAUCGUCGUCAAGGACAUGUACAACCCUCGCAUUGAGAACCUCAACAUCCAAAACUGGCCUGUCCAUUGCUUCGACAUUGAGAGAACCGAGCACCUCAUCAUCUCCGGCUUGACUCUGGACAACUCCGCCGGUGAUGCCGUUAACAUACACAACCAUGAUGACUGUGUGGCUGCCACGAGCGGCACAGACAUUGUUGUCAACGGUAUGUACGGCUACGGUGGUCACGGGCUCCGUAUAGGCUCUAUCGGCGGCAAGAGUGACAAGACCGUCAACGGGGUCACCUUUCCGAACUCCCAAUUCCUCGGUAGCCAAAAUGGAUGCGGAACCAAAACCAACUCCGGUGAGAAGGGUGACGUCCAGAAUAUCCUGUACCAGAAUAUCACCCUGUCUGAUAUCACCGAGUAUGGUAUCGAUAUCCAACAGGAUUACCUGAAUGGCGGUCCUACCGGUGAACCCGCCAAUGGAGUUACGAUUUCCAUUGUCACCUGCGGUAGAGGCGAUAGUUGCACUAUCCCUCGACCAGAUAUCCAUGAUUAUAGAUAA
This is a messenger RNA of Aspergillus alliaceus, 1218 nucleotides long. RefSeq names its product glycosyl hydrolases family 28-domain-containing protein. NCBI's taxonomy places the organism in Eukaryota, Fungi, Ascomycota, Eurotiomycetes, Eurotiales, Aspergillaceae. Gene Ontology annotation, cellular component: extracellular region. The record is from RefSeq and is a predicted model, not a curated record. The transcript is spliced from 7 exons. Gene Ontology annotation, molecular function: polygalacturonase activity. Bases 1 to 1218 code for a protein of 405 amino acids. Gene Ontology annotation, biological process: pectin catabolic process.